Messenger RNA from Westerdykella ornata, 3688 nucleotides. RefSeq lists its product as uncharacterized. The record is from RefSeq and is a predicted model, not a curated record. The transcript has 2 exons. Gene Ontology annotation, molecular function: ATP-dependent chromatin remodeler activity; metal ion binding; ATP binding. Gene Ontology annotation, cellular component: cytoplasm. Bases 397 to 3402 code for a protein of 1001 amino acids. NCBI's taxonomy places the organism in Eukaryota, Fungi, Ascomycota, Dothideomycetes, Pleosporales, Sporormiaceae.
AUUCACACAUCGUCUCCCAAGGUUGCAACUGUUCAUAUAAAUCGUCCCGUGUUCUCGCCGGCGAUGAUAGAGCCUCAGUCUCUCCGGAUCGAUACAGGUGUAGUGGUAGGUUCUCGGGGCGCGUGGCUGAGUGUGGAAUCUUGGAAGGCUCCGAAGCCGUGACUGCGUGAUUCGCAGCUCGAUCGUCUACGUUGAUCUCACCUUCACUCGCUCCGUCUUCCAUCUCGGUCUCUUUCACCUUCACACUCUAGCGACCGGGCCGCCCGGUGAAGGCCUGGGGGACCUUCACUCACUUCCCACUGAGGUACUUAUACCUACGUUCGCUUUUCAAUACCCAACCGGCCAUCCGCAACCCCUAACCACAACCACCAACCGGUUCCUCUCAUCCCCCCCGCCAUGGAUGGCAUCUUCGGUUCGCUACCUCCCCCGGAGCCCACUACUCAGGAUCUGGAAGAUCAUAUUGCUAUGGUCGAAUUUGAGAUGGCAACGCUUGAUCCUCGUGACCCCCGCUACCCCGGAUACCAGCGCUACCUUCAUGAACUUCGCGAAUGGUUACGUCUUACGCAGAGUUGGGCUACGCCGCCGUUGUUCCCUGCGUAUCCGACAUCGUCUUCCCGCAUGCCCUCUGCAGGAGGUCCGGCCCAAGGAAAUGGAUGGCCCGACACAACGCCUUCAAGCGGAGCGAACAUGUAUGGACAACAUCAGGUAUCCCAAGCUCGGUGGAGCGCUGCCAGUAGUUCAAAUCCCACCACGCAAGCAGGUAACGCUGGCGCAUUUCCGGCACAGCCUUCGCCCAUACCCAUUAUCGAUUUGACCCAGGAUGACGCGCCUCUGUUCUCGCCAAUGGUCGACUCAUUCAGAGAUCCUUUUCCAGAGCUGACGCAAGCAUUCUCUGCAAAUGGGCCUUCGAGCAAUCCAGGAUGGCGGUUUCCUGGCGACGAGGAUGGCUUACUUCCUCCUCUUAGUCAAGCAACUGGUACACCCGCCAAUGCGUUCAAUCCAAAUGCUUCAUAUAUGGGUCUCGAUGAGUUGAGCCAAUUCCUCGGUCAGCCAAACGUACCCCUUUUCCCUCCGGGCAAUCAAGCGAUGGUCCCACCAACAAGCUUCGUGGACCUAACGGGACCUGACUAUGACGCCCACUCACCUGUGGAGGAAAACCCAGAACAGAUUCAGGAUAUCAUCAACAACAUUCAGCCUGACGUCAAUGUUCCACGGGAAUUGCGAGACAGGACGCCACCCCAGAUGUCUUGCUCGUUGAUGGAACACCAGAAGCUCGCGUUGAUGUGGCUCAAAAAGGCGGAAGAGAGCCCACACAAGGGCGGCAUCUUGGCCGAUGAGAUGGGUCUAGGGAAAACCAUCGAAGCUAUCUCUCUUAUCGUAGCGAGACCUUCCCGAGACCAUAUACGUAAAACCACUCUUGUCGUGGCUCCCGUUGCUUUGAUGCGGCAAUGGGAGAAAGAGAUUGAGCGACAUGUUCGCCCAGAGCAUAGGCUGGAGGUCCAUGUGUACCAUGACAGAGGGAAGAAUGCAGACUUUGCGAGGCUGCGACGAUUCGAUGUGGUUCUUACAACUUACGGUGCCCUGGCCUCUGAAUUGACCCAGCUGGAAUCGGAGCGUGAGAAUUCGAACAAUCAUAGGCGGCCAGGCCGAAAGCUCGCGCUUCUUGGACCAGAGAGCCACUGGUACCGUGUCAUUCUUGACGAGGCACAGUGGAUCAAAAACAAACAGACGAAGAUGUCCAGGGCGGCUGACAAGCUCAAAGCUGAUUAUCGCCUUUGCAUGACAGGAACGCCCAUGAUGAACUCCUUGGACGAAUUAUAUCCGCUCAUCCGCUUCCUUGGAAUCAAGCCAUACAACGUCUGGACCAAGUUCAAUAUGGAAAUCAGCAAGCCCGUCAAGGACAGGAACAAGGAGACUCAGGCAAAGGCUUUGAGACGAGCCCAGGCAUUACUGAAAUCGAUGAUGCUUCGCCGGCAGAAAACUACCAUCAUCGAUGGGAAGGAGAUAUGCUCUAUACCGCCAAAGGAAAUCCAUCAUCACGCCGUCCCCUUCAGUAAGGACGAGCUUGAGCUCUACCGCGCAAUUGAGACCCAGUCCCAAGUCGACUUCAACAGAUACUUGCAAAGCGGCGCAACUGGGAUCACUGUUUAUGCGCAGAUUCUUCUGCGGCUUCUGCGCCUCCGCCAGGCUUGUUGCCAUCCGCAUCUGAUCAAAGAUCUCGGAGCUCAGGUUGCUACUGCACGCAUGUCCGAGGAAGAGUUGUUGAAUCGAGCACGGCAGCUCUCCGCGGAUGCCACACACCGCCUAAUGAACGAGGAUAGUUUUCAAUGUCCAAUCUGCCUGGACAGUGUCCUGAAUCCUACCAUUCUCAUUCCAUGUGGGCACACCUGUUGCGGGGAGUGCUUCCAGAAGCUUACUGAUCCUGCGUACGGCCCCUCGAACAGCGACGGAGAAGGCGGCGUCAGAUGCCCGUCUUGUAGAGGCCCUUCGAGCGCCAACAUGAUCACAGACUAUAAACACUUCUGUCGAGUGUUCUGUCCUGAAAAACUACUCACAUACCCUGAACUCUACGAUUCCGAUGUGGACGAUUCUGAUGAUGACGACGAUGCCGACGACGUGGUUGAGGAAGAUGAUGAGGGUUCGGAUUUAGGCGGGUUCAUUGUUCCUGACGAUGAAUGCAACGAAGACAACGAUGAUGAGAUUCAGAUGCAUGCAGAGCCGUCGACUGGGCGACGCAAAACUGGAAAAGGGAAGAAACGCGCGAAGCCAAAGCUGACGCUGGCUCAACUCAAGCACGCGUCACAAAAGAACGCUGCCGCAAAGAGGGCCUACCUCCAGCGUCUUCGCAAGCAGUAUCAGUCGUCCUCCAAGAUCGAUAAGACUCUGGAGCUCGUCUCCCAGAUCCACAAUCACGAUCCGACGGAGAAGAUACUCAUCUUCAGCCAGUUCUCGUCGCUGCUUGACCUUGUCGAAGUGCCGCUGGAAGCCGCAGGGUACCGGUACCAGCGUUACGAUGGGAGCAUGACCAUGGACAAUCGAGCCCAAGCCGUGAACGAGUUCAUGGAUGAUCCCAACCAGAAUAUCAUGCUCAUCUCCCUCAAGGCCGGCAACGCGGGUCUGAACCUGAAUAAGGCCUCGCAAGUGAUCAUCCUCGAUCCCUUCUGGAACCCGUACAUUGAGGACCAGGCAGUGGACCGCGCCCAUCGCAUGCCGCAGAAGCGAGUGGUACACGUGCACCGACUGCUGGUCCCGGACACGGUGGAAGACCGUAUCAUCGAGUUGCAAGAGAAGAAGCGCGAGAUGAUUGACGCAGCGCUCGACGAGUCUGAGGGUCGGAAAAUUACGGGGCUGGGAAGGAGGGAGCUCAUGUACCUGUUUGGUAUGGGCAAUCGUCCUUUCUGAGGGGAGUGCCUGAUGGAUGGAGCCUGUUUGCGACGAGAAGAGAUCCCCAAAUGGCGGGGACUCAUGGAAUUGAUGUGGAGGGGAUGAGGUGUUACGUUACGUUACGGAAGGGAAGGGCUGGGUUCAGCUGGUUCAUGGUUGUCAGACAUUCUCUCUCUGUAUUAUGUAGGUAUGGCGUUCGCAGACGGCGGCGUUAAGGGCAAUACCCCCGUCUCUUACCGCUCUGAUUCUCUUCGAAUGGCUAGAUAUUUCCGGCAAGAUAAUCAAAAAAGAAUAUUAUGCACGC